Molecule: messenger RNA, 4546 nt
Organism: Astyanax mexicanus (Mexican tetra)
Lineage: Eukaryota; Metazoa; Chordata; Actinopteri; Characiformes; Acestrorhamphidae
Gene: ephb3a
Product: eph receptor B3a
Exons: 16
Coding region: 278-3052 (924 amino acids)
Biological process (GO): protein phosphorylation; cell surface receptor protein tyrosine kinase signaling pathway; axon guidance
Cellular component (GO): neuron projection; plasma membrane
Molecular function (GO): transmembrane-ephrin receptor activity; ATP binding; protein binding
Source: RefSeq, a predicted model, not a curated record
UUGGUAGCGAAGGGUUUGCUACAGCAGCAGUCCAGCAGAAACAUGCCUGAGUGUCGCGGACGGGGACUGGCGGACUGGGAACGGGCGCUUUCUCCUCCUCUCCCCGGGUUUAAGUGAAUGAAAAAGGAAAAAUGCGAAUUUAGUGGGAAUGGAUACGAAUUGAAAGCGUGUUCUCCGGGUCUGGUGGGCUCGCGGAGGCGUCGGUGAAGCUGAGAGAAGUGUGUGCUGGCUGAGAUUUCGCCCAAACUCUGCUCUUCAUGUUGCAAAGCCAAGGCUCAUGACGAUGGAUUAUUUGCUGUUUUUAUACAGCCUUCUGGUCCCUGUGGUCUCCGCCGUGGAGGAGACACUUAUGGACAGCAAGUGGGCCACAACCGAGCUGGCGUGGACCACCUAUCCAGAAAGUGGGUGGGAGGAGGUCAGUGGCUAUGAUGACUUUAUGAACCCCAUCCGGACGUACCAGGUGUGCAACGUUCUUGAACCCAACCAGAACAACUGGCUGCGGACGGACUUCAUCCCGCGGCGGGGCGUCCUGCGCGUUUACGUGGAGCUGAAGUUCUCUGUACGGGACUGCGCCAGCAUCCCUAAUAUCCCUGGAUCCUGCAAGGAAACCUUCAACCUUUUCUACUACGAGUCUGAUGGAGAUACGGCUACGGCCACCAGUCCGCCGUGGAGGGAGAAUCCUUAUGUCAAGGUGGACACCAUCGCUCCUGAUGAAAGUUUCUCCCUGCUGGAGUCGGGGAUCGUCAACACCAAAGUUCGGAGCUUCGGCCCACUCUCCAAAGCCGGCUUUUAUCUGGCCUUCCAGGACCUGGGCGCCUGCAUGUCCCUCAUAUCUGCGAGGGUCUUUUUCAAAAAGUGCUCCACCACCAUCGCCAGCUUUGCCGUUUUCCCCGAGACGGCCACAGGUGCGGAGGCCACGUCGCUGGUGAUCGCGGCGGGGGCCUGCGUCCCCGACGCGGUGGAGGUGUCCGUCCCCCUCAAGCUCUAUUGCAACGGAGACGGCGAGUGGAUGGUUCCCGUGGGAUCCUGCACCUGCAUGCCGGGCUUCGAGCCGGCCAAGAAAGACACCCAAUGUCAGGCCUGCACUCCAGGAUCCUUCAAGUCCAAGCAGGGUGAGGGCUACUGCAUGCCCUGUCCCCCUCACAGCCGUGCCACCUCCAGGGCGGCCAACGUGUGCCCGUGCCAGAGCGGGUACUACCGGGCCGACAGCGACUCCCCAGACUCCGCCUGCACCACCGUUCCUACAGCUCCAUUAAACGUGAUCUCCAGCGUGAACGAAACCUCCGUGUCACUGGAGUGGGCGGAGCCGCGGGACUCUGGUGGGCGGGCCGACGUGGUGUAUAACGUGGUGUGUAAGAAGUGCCAGCACGGUGGAGGUUUCUGCGUGCGCUGCGACGACAACGUGGACGUGUCCCCGCGGCAGCUGGGCCUGGCUGACAGGCAGGCGGCCGUCAGGAACCUGCAGGCGCACACACGCUACAGCUUCGAGAUCCAGGCCAUCAACGGGGUCUCCGCCAAGAGCCCCUCCACCCCCCACUACGCCACUGUAAACAUCACCACCAAUCAAGCAGCCCCUUCUGCCGUCCCCACGGUGCACCUGAUGAGGGCCACAGCCAGCACCCUGAGCCUGUCCUGGCUGCCCCCCGAGCGGCCCAACGGGGUGAUCCUGGAUUAUGAGAUCAAGUACCAGGAGCGGGGAGAAUCCUUCUCCCACACAGUCACAGCACAGUCCAGCUCAGCCAGGGUGGAGGGUUUAAAAUCGGGUAAAGUGUACACGGUCCAGGUCCGAGCUCGCACGGUGGCCGGCUACGGCACGUACAGUAACCCAGUGGACUUCAGCACCAGCCUGCACGACGUUCCAGAGCGAUCAGUGCAGGACCAGCUGCCCCUCAUCAUCGGCUCAGCCCUGGCUGGAUUCGUUGUCAUCAUCGCAAUGGUGGUCAUAGCUGUGGUCUGCCUCAGGAGGCAGCGCACAGGUUCUGAGCUGGAGUACACCGAGAAACUGCAGCAAUACGUGGCUCCAGGCGUGAAGGUAUACAUCGACCCCUUCACAUACGAAGACCCCAACGAGGCCGUGCACGAGUUCGCCCGCGAGAUCGACAUUUCCUGCGUGAAGAUCGAGGAAGUCAUCGGAGCAGGAGAGUUCGGAGAGGUGUGCCGGGGUCGGCUGAAGCAGCCCGGCAGGAAGGAGGCAACCGUGGCCAUCAAGACGCUGAAAGCCGGCUACACGGAGCGGCAGAGGCGGGACUUCCUGGCUGAGGCGAGCAUCAUGGGCCAGUUCGACCACCCCAACGUCAUUCACCUGGAAGGUGUUCUGACCAGGAGCUGCCCGGUGCUGAUCGUCACCGAGUUCAUGGAGAACGGUGCUUUGGAUUCAUUCCUUAGGCUGAAUGACGGCAGGUUCACGGUGACCCAGCUCGUCGGCAUGCUGAGGGGCGUCGCCGCCGGCAUGAAGUACCUCUCGGAUAUGAACUACGUCCACCGCGACCUGGCGGCGCGCAACGUACUGGUCAACAGCAACCUGGUGUGCAAGGUGUCCGACUUCGGCCUGUCUCGAUUCCUAGACGACAACUCGUCCGACCCCACCUACACAAGCUCUCUGGGUGGAAAAAUCCCAAUCCGCUGGACUGCCCCCGAAGCUAUCGCCUUCCGUAAGUUCACCUCAGCCAGCGAUGUGUGGAGCUACGGCAUCGUUAUGUGGGAGGUGAUGUCGUUCGGAGAGCGGCCCUACUGGGAUAUGAGCAACCAAGAUGUAAUGAACGCAGUGGAGCAGGACUACAGGCUGCCGCCGCCCAUGGACUGCCCAGCUGUGCUCCACCAGCUGAUGCUGGAGUGCUGGGUGAAGGAGCGUAACGCACGGCCGCGCUUCGCCCAGAUCGUCAGCACGCUGGACAAACUCCUGCGCAACGCCGCCAGCCUCAAAGUGCUGACCUCUGCACACUCAGGGGAUCUUUACCGUGUUGGCGGGACUCUACCUGGACACCAGAGGAAGAGCCUUGGUGGUGUUCAGGACAUGCGGCAGAUGAGCCAAACCCUCCCCAUCCGUGUCUGACCAUCUGACCAAGCAAGAGGACCACCUGCUAAUGCUAAUGCUAAUGCUUACCAAACUGGCUAGUAUCUGGAGAGUCUGAAGAGCAGCAACACCACAGGACACUACCUUUUUUUGGGAUUAUUAUUAUUAUUAUCAGUGUCCAGCUCUGUCUGAAGAUGCUCCAGAGUUACGCCAGUGGACCAAACUUUGAACACUUUCAAUCGAUGGAAAACAUUGUAUAAAACGCUACUGGAAGAAAAAGCGGAUUUCUUUGUGGCAGUGCCUCAGGCGGGCUUUUUGUUCCCCGUCCUCCUUCCCGUCACGGCUUUCGUGUUUACACUGGACACUGUUCUUUAUGCAGACCCCCCCUGCCCCCCCCAAUCCAUGACGAUUAUGUUUCUACGACUCAGGUUUAGUUUGCAUGUGUGCAUGUGUUUCCACAGCGACGGUAAAAGAAAAGCCGGAGUCUAUUCUCUCUGAGAGGUCCUCUCUGGUCCAAUAAAACGCUAAAGCUAAUACAUGGCUUUUUUGACAAGAACAAGAACAAGCAGGUUGAACAAGCAGAUUUGCAUUCUCAAUUUUACUCAGUAUCUCAAUAUUGUUUGAGGCUACCCACUACCUUUUGUUGAUUAUUAGCCAUAGCAUUCCUGGAUGUUCUGUAAAUGGAUGUAUUGCCGGCCUCGCCGGGCGAAGACGCAGAGCGAGCGAAGAAUUCUAAGCUAACUGUGUAAUACUCUAAAGCAAAGAGACGUGAAUUAAUGUUAGCCUGAAAUAGAAAUGAAAGGGUUAGCUUGAGGACAUUUUCGACAAUGCCUUUUGUGCUUUUCUUUUCAUUUUUUAUUUUUUUUUGUUCCUCUGAGACUUGACUCUUCUGAUCUUUUCUUCAUAUUGAAGAAAGGAAUAGCAGAGAAGAGAGGAGAAGCACGGAAAGGAUGUUUUUUUUUCCAAAGUGAAGUGGAAAAGAAGUAUAAAAGAAGUGGAAAAGCGAACACUUAUAGAAGCUCAAUUCAUCUCCAUCCUCUUUUUGCAGAAGAAGAUACCAAGGAACCACGGGGACCGUCUUACCAAUUCGAUUACCAGAGUCGAUUACCACAUGAACACCAGAACAUAGACGUUUUGUUUACCUCUGUCGUAUUUCGUCUUCCAUGUUACAGUAUUAAUGAAAUCUCCUCAUGGACAACGUUUGACUGUGAUGUUCGGAAUUCUUAACUCUUAUAACUGUGACCGAGGAAGACUUUAUAGAGCUGGUGUGUGUGUGGGUGGGUGGGUGGGUGGGUGGGUGUACGUGUGUAUGUGUGUGUGUGUGUGUGUCGGGGAGGUGCACAGCGUAUGUCCGAGUGAGACGCAGCUUCAUAUGCAUGCUAGAUUCAGAGCUAUGUGAUCGACCACGUCCGUGAAGAGAGACAGUGCUACGACUGUUGAAGGCUGUUGUUUAAUGAAUAUCCCUAUUAUUUCCACAGUAAUUCACUCUGUUACAAAUAUGCAUUAUUGUGUAAAUAAAUACAGAUCAUGAGA